Messenger RNA from Brenthis ino (lesser marbled fritillary), 1119 nucleotides. Lineage: Eukaryota; Metazoa; Arthropoda; Insecta; Lepidoptera; Nymphalidae. The record is from the annotation of a GenBank genome assembly.
AUGGCCCAAAAUAGGCAGUCUUCGACUGAACAAAUAAGCGCGAUUCUUGAAGAUGAAGAAGGAGCUUUCGAUGAGACUGACGAUGACUUGGGCCUAGAAGGAGACGCAGAUACAUUUUGGGAGCCAGAGCAUGAAUCGAACUCAGAAAUAAGUGAUACUGAAGAACCAUCCACAUCGACCUCAUCCCAACCACCAUCCGAUUCAUCUACGUAUUUUUUGGGUAGAGAUAAGAGCACUAAAUGGAACAAAACUAUUCCCAGCCAAAGAUUACUAUCAACAGAAUUAGUAAAAGCACAUCGAUUAGCGCGAGCAAUAGUUCCGUUCCUACCUAGUGCUUUGAAAAAGCGAUUAUCAGAACCUGAGGCUGCGACUCCUUCAACGUCUAACACAGGAUUGCCCCCAGCAGAAAGAGGAAGAAAUUGGAAUUCACAACAAAAAUUAUGCACUAUUGUUUUUGAUGAAAUUGCAUUAACACCACAUUUAACAUACAAUGAAAGAACUGAUGAAAUUAAUGGGUUUGUUGAUGUAGCUGGAAACAGAAAGAUGAGAUUUUGUGACCAUGCUCUAGUCUUCAUGAUUAGAGGAGUGUGUUCAUCAUGGCGCCAAACCGUGGCAUUCUACUUUUGUGAAGGGACUGUGUCAUCAGCUUCACUACAAAAUAUUUUGAAACAGCUUGUGGAACAAGUGGCUCAGACUGGAUUAAUACCGUUGGGACUAGUCUGUGAUCAAGGUUCAACAUUUAGAUCUGCCAUAAAAAGUCUAAGAGAGAUGACCAUCCAAAAAUGUAGUCAUCAAAAUGAAAUAUGGGCAUUACCUAAAUUAACAGCACAUCAUGUUGACCCAAAAAAAAUGAAGAAAAUGAAAGUCAGUGUAGCUGCUCAAGUACUAAGUGCUCGGACUGCCGCCAUGCUAAAAUAUACAAAUACACUCAAUCACCAUUACACAGGCAGCAGCAGCAGCAUGGAAACUACAGCAGAAGUUGUUGAAUUCUUUGACGAACUCUUUGAUAGUGUCAAUUGCUAUCCUGGCGGUGCAACUAAAGGGAAAUUAAGAAAAGCUGUAAAAAUGAACUCCCCACAUGUACAGUUUUGGACAGAAGUCAUAAAAAAUUUAAACAAU